CAUAUAAUUAAUUUUUCUGUAAACCUCGGCAUGUGAAAGAAGAGUCUUAAAAAAAAAGAGGCAGCUAAAAUUGGAGAAGUUAAAAUAUAUACCCGUCAUUAAAACCAUACUAUAUCAAAUCUAUAACCAUCAAGUAACAUCAGGUAUGGCUACUAGUGUAUUGCCCAUAAUCAAUACAACCAGUACUAGUGGAAAGUUAAGUCUUAUGCAUGAUCAUCACAACAAUCAGAAUAAAAACCAAGAGAUUAUUGAUAGAUUACUUGAAUUAGCUAAACAAGAACAAGAAAGAGGCAAUAAAUCAGUUACUGAAGAUAAACUUAAUAAAUUAUCCCAAUUUUUAGCCAAACAACUGGAAGCAAAGAGUAGUAAUAGUGUUAAGGAAGGUCAAUCAUUUGAAAAGUUUAAUAAAUUACCAUCUAUACCCAAACCCAAGUAUUCCCCGUUUUUUAAUAAAUUCGAUUUACAUAAAUCAUUAACAUCAAAUACCCAUUCCACUACUUCUUCACCUAAUACCAGUCAAAUCUUACAUAAAGAUAAGAAACCAUUAACUUUCAAGAAACCUGCAUCAUCUAAAUUCUCCUUGAAGAAAUUAGAACAUAUCGUUAUUCAAGUAUUAGAGAAUUUAGCUAAUUUAUUAGAUAAUUUACAUUUAUUUUCUCGAUUACCAAUGUUUCCCCCAACGUUAUUAUCCCUCCUUAAACAAACCAAUAAACUUUGGGUAUUGAUCUUGGUAUUCCUUAUUAGAAAGACCAUCUCCCAAUUAAUCAAUGUGAUAAAGAAAGAGAAUAAAAUCAAGAUUGAAUUAAGUAUUUUAAAUCAAUCAUCCACCAAGAAGAAUUUAAUCAAUAAUGAUGUCAAUAAAAAGUAUAAUAAAGUAUUAAAAGAUUUAAAAUUCGAUAAAAUGAUGUUAAUUCUUGAAUUAGUGGGUAAUUUCCUUGAUUUAACUUUUAAUUCCAUUGAAUUAUGGGGUAUUAUUGUUCCUGAUUGGUUUAUGAGUGUAUUGAAUUUCUCAAGUAUGGCCAUGACGAUUUAUAGAAUGAAUAAAGAUGAUGAGUAUGUUGAUGAUGAUAUCACUGAAGAUUUAAUAUAAGGUAAUUAUUAGUGUCUUAUAGUAUUUAUAGUAAUUAAUAUAAUGGAUUUAUGAUAUAA
This is a messenger RNA of Scheffersomyces coipomensis, 1149 nucleotides long. RefSeq lists its product as uncharacterized. Bases 146 to 1090 code for a protein of 314 amino acids. The transcript has a single exon. Lineage: Eukaryota; Fungi; Ascomycota; Pichiomycetes; Serinales; Debaryomycetaceae. The record is from RefSeq and is a predicted model, not a curated record.